Messenger RNA from Entamoeba invadens IP1, 1260 nucleotides. RefSeq lists its product as hypothetical. Lineage: Eukaryota; Evosea; Mastigamoebida; Endamoebidae. Bases 1 to 1260 code for a protein of 419 amino acids. The transcript has a single exon. The record is from RefSeq and is a predicted model, not a curated record.
AUGAGUGUGAUGUCAUCGCGAGAAAUAGCGGACUUCUUCAACCAGACGUAUCGGAGCAAAUUUAAAGAUAUCGACUUUGCAAAACCAUCCGCAACCACUGCAAGAAGAGUGUUUAACAUCUUGGUGAGCUCUGUUUGCAAAAUCAAGAAGACUGCGAAGAAUAAUCGGGCGCUGUAUACACGAGUAUUGACAAGAACAAUGUUUGCGUUGGGGUUUAAAGACUUUGAUGCACUGAAUGACAUUGCUUUUGUGGACAAGACGCGAUUCAUUCAGAUGUGUUGUGCCAUCGUCGACUACCUGAAAGAGGCUGAGAAGUUUAAAGAGGAGAAAAAGCAGAUCUUAGCGGAUUUGAGGAAUACUCAGAGUGAUGUGGAGAGUAAAGAAAAGACUUUGAAAGAACAGAAAGAGGAGGUCGAACGACUGACUUCUUUACAAGCAGCGCAACAACCAAUUGUCGACAAAUACAACGGGAGUAUCAUUGCGUUGACAGAGAAGGUCACUAAUGUGAAGAAAGAGAAAUACAGUGUGGAAGAAACAACAACACAAACACUCGAGAGUAUCUCGCAAUGCGCAAAAGACACUGCGGCGACGGUGGAGAAUAUCAAGAAGUGUGACGAGUAUAUCACCUUUGCCCAGAAGGUGAUCGAAGCAACAAACAAUUUGAAUAAGAUCAACGGAGAAAUCUGUGCACAAACAAAUCAGGCGGGGAGGUUACAAAGCGAGUUGGAGCGAACAAAAGAGGAGAAGACGUUAACAGAGGCGAACAACCAAAUGUAUAUCUUGUGUGAGGGAGUUCUUCGACAAUGCGAGAAUGUGUAUCAGCGACACGUUGCCGCUUCGCAAAGUGCAGAAACAAAGGGUACCACUUUGAAGGAGACUCAAAGAACGUUUGACAAAGCAAUCGAGACACAAAAGGACAUCAAAAGAAAAAGAGACACAGCUGAGAGUGAGUGCUUGAAAACAGAGGAAAUGGCAAAAGAAGUGAUAACAAAUGGAGGCGCAGAAGAGAGGAGAUACACCAACGAGAAUGAGUCGGUUCAAAAAUUGACACUUCAAGUCGAAAGUGAUAUCAAGUCGUUCACAGAAAAGAUCCAACAACUCAAAGAUCUUUGUGUUGAUGAAGAACAACAGAUCAAUUUACUUAAAGUCACACAUAUUAGAAUAUGCAAAACAGUGUCUGAUAAAGUGUUGGAACUCAAGAAUUUGGGGUCUUCUGCUAAAACGAAAGACACGCCACAACUGCCAAAAUCGGUGUUUUAA